AUGCUGUGCCGACCGCUGCCCGUGUUUCCUCUCUUCCGCCACACGGCAGCUCGCUCCUGGUGCUCGUGUGGCCACAGACUUGCAGCAGCAGCGGCAGGAGCCCCCAAUACAGCAUGCGCCGCCACCGCCGCCACCGCCGCCCAGGCGACGGCAGCGACGGCCUCUGACCAGUGGCCAGGCCUGCAUGAGUGGAGGCUGGCAGACGCAGACCUGCGGACAGUGUGGGGCGCCAAGGGGCCUGUUCCACCGCAAGCAGAUGAGCGAGGGACAGCAGCAGCAGCGUUCGAGCCAGCGGGACUGCCAGCCUCGCUCGCAGCGUGUGGCAGAGAAGUAUUGCUGUCUGCAGAUCCACGAAGGAAGGCGGCACUGACAUUUGCGGCAUGGCGAGCUUUCAAGGCAGGAACGCUGCCCAUUGGCACAGCUGAUCCGCUGGAGGGACCUCCGGCACGCCCAGCCAAGCCUGAGCUUGUACCGCCACGCCAGAUCCCCUCCAUGGACAAGAGCACGCUGCCAAAGAGUGUGUACAUGCUGCACAACUUGACGCAUGUGGAGCUGAAUGCUGUUGACCUGGCAUGGGACACGGUUGUGAGGUUCUCGGCCUUUGGGCUGCCUGCAGACUUUUACUCCGACUUUGCCAGGGUGGCCGACGACGAGAGCCGCCACCUGAGCUGGUGCCUGCAGCGGCUGGAGGAGCUGGGGUUUGAGUAUGGCUGCAUGCCGGCGCACGACCUGCUGUGGGAAGGGUGCCAGCUGUCGCAGCACGAUCUGGGCGCCCGGCUGGCCGUCGUACCCAUGGGGCAGGAAGCCAGGGGGCUGGAUGCGGGCGACCGGCUGGCCAAGCGGCUGGUUGGCAUGGGUGACAACCGCACCGCGGCGAUUGUACGCCGGAUCGCCACGGAAGAGAGGGCUCAUGUGGCAGUGGGCGUCGCAUGGUUCAGCCGCAUCUGCGCCGCGCUGGGCGUGGAGCCAGGCCCCUCCUUUCAGAAGCUGCUGCUGACGCUCACGCCGGGGCUGCUCAAGGGGCCCUACAACGAUGCCGAGCGCCAAGAGGUGGGCCUGCCUCAGCAGUGGUACUUUACCGCACUGUGGGAGCCAGACCUGCGGCAGGCGGCGGCAGAAGUGCUGGCAGCGGCGGAGCGGGGCGGCCAGCCUGCGCCGCUCCCGGCCAGCAUGCGCAGCGGCACAGCGCUGGCGCCGGUGCGAGAACCCGAGAAGUUGCGGCAGCUGGCAGCCCGGCUGGCGGCCGUGCUGGACCUGGAGCUGGCUGCGUCGCGUCCCGCGUAG
Chlorella variabilis is the source of this 1284-nucleotide messenger RNA. RefSeq lists its product as hypothetical. The transcript is spliced from 8 exons. NCBI's taxonomy places the organism in Eukaryota, Viridiplantae, Chlorophyta, Trebouxiophyceae, Chlorellales, Chlorellaceae. Bases 1 to 1284 code for a protein of 427 amino acids. The record is from RefSeq and is a predicted model, not a curated record.